Messenger RNA from Diversispora eburnea, 140 nucleotides. NCBI's taxonomy places the organism in Eukaryota, Fungi, Glomeromycota, Glomeromycetes, Diversisporales, Diversisporaceae. The record is from the annotation of a GenBank genome assembly.
GAUUUUCAUAUUUAUUUCCGAUGAAACGUGAUGUAGUGUUACAAUUACUUAAAGAAGGAUUUCAACAAAUAUCAGAAAUACAUCCUGCCUAUAUGCCACUUCAUUAUUUUUUUAUAUUUCCUAAAGGCGAUGAUGGAUAG